Molecule: messenger RNA, 216 nt
Organism: Pieris macdunnoughi
Lineage: Eukaryota; Metazoa; Arthropoda; Insecta; Lepidoptera; Pieridae
Source: the annotation of a GenBank genome assembly
AUGACGACAUCUAAACCUAACAUCUCAUCUCAAACAAAAGGACCAGAUCCCUCCCGCUGGCGACUCGGAGCGCGCACACGACUUCAACCGCUGGUCUUCCUCGCUGGGCCUCCCUCGGGUUACCGAGGGUCUCACCCGGUGUGGUUCGACCGCGCCGACGCGCGCCCGAUGCCGCCACGGGGUUGCGCCUCCAGCCCCACCGACAAACACGAUUAA